AUGGCAGUUGACAGUAUGUCCGAUGAUUCUUCUGCAGACUCCGUUAAAGUAGUCGAUAACAGCCGAUUAGAUAAGAAAAAAAAGAAAAAGAAACACAAGCAUAGAAGUGAACGAAAACAUAAAAAAACGAAGAAAGAAAAUGGAGAAACCAAAUUAAAGGAUAAGAAGAAAUCAAAUGGUGACCAUAUUCAGAAUGGUAAACAAAAAAGACCACCAUCUCCACCCCCGCCUGAAAAUAGUAAAAAGAAAAAAAUUGAAGGACCCAUUAUAACAGAAAUCAACUUGGAUGAAGAAGAAAUGAAUUUAGAAGAACUAAUUAAGCAAAAGGCUUUACUUCAAGCCAGAUUGGGAGCUUAUUUAUCAGAAUCAGAAGAAGGUGAUAAAACCAAUAAAAAAAAAAAGCCAAGCGCUAAAAAAUCAGUUGAAACCAUUAACCUAAUUGAUGAUGAAUCAGAAGAAGAAUACAAAAAUAAGAAUUCUGAACGUGUAAGAAGUCCAUUAAAACGUUAUCAUGGUGCCAGUCAAGAAAUUAAGAAAACAAGAGAUAGAAGUGUAAGUAAAGACUUAACUCAUUUAAAGUCAGAUCGCAUAAGAAAAGAAAAAGAACGCGAAAAAGAAAGAGAUCGUGAUAAGGAAUAUGAAAGGAAUCGAGAAAAAGAUAAAGACAGACAAAGAAAAAUUAAACAUUUGGAAGAUGAAAAGCGACGUGAAAUAAGACGAAAAGAAGAAGAAAUCAAAAAAAGAGAAGACGAUUUAAGGAGGCGUGAACAAAGAAGACGAGAUGAAGAAAUAAAAGAUAUAGAAGAAGAAGCAAAAAGACGAGCAGAAGAAGUAAGAAGACGAGAAGAACAGAUCAAGCAACGAGAAGAUCAAUUAAGACGGAGACGAGACCGUAUUAAAAGUCCUAUACCUAAUAGAGACCGUGCAAGGAGUCCACCCGGUCCUAAUAGAUAUCGAGACCGUGAUCGAGAACGUGAUCGUGAUAGAGAGAGAGAUAGAGAUAGAGAGAGAGAAAGAGAUAAGAGAUAUAAUAGAAAAUAUGAUAGGAGAUCACAUAGUAAAGAAAGAUAUUCUAGAUCUCAUAGGGGAAAAGAUAGAGGAGAUAAAUAUAAAGACAGUUUUUCUGAAGGUCUUAAGCGUGAUGAUAAGUCAUCUUCAGAUUCUGACAUUGAUGUAAAUAUAAAUAUUGCGGAAGAUGAAAACGAAGAAGAAAUUAUUGAAAAAAGAAGAAAGCAAAGGGAGGAAUUAUUGAAGAGGUUAGGAGCAAAUAAUAGUAAUUUGCAUAGUGAAGAUUCUAUGAAUCCUUCUCCACAUGGAAGUUACGCUACUGAAACAUCUAUCCAACAUUCUCCAGAACUUCCAUCUCCUAAAGAAACUGAUAGAAUAUUAAAUGAUUCUGAUUCAGCAACAGAUAAGGAGACCACAAAGCCUGAUCAUGUAUUAAAUCCUGAUUUAAUAAAAGGCAAAUGGGAUAUGUUUGCAGAGGCUGAUUCAUUUCAUGCUACACAACAUACUCCUCAACCAGAUGGUAUAUCCAAUGGAAACAAGAGUGUACCAGAAAAUCCUUCUUUAACUGAUAACUGGGAUGACGCAGAAGGAUAUUAUCGUGUAAGAAUUGGUGAAACAAUGGAUUCACGUUAUACUGUCUACGGAUAUACUGGGCAAGGAGUAUUUUCUAAUGUUGUCCGUGCUAGAGAUGCGGCUCGCGAUAAUCAAGAUGUGGCUGUUAAGAUUAUACGAAACAAUGAAAUUAUGCACAAGACAGGAUUGAAAGAAUUAGAAAUUCUUAAACGGUUAAAUGAUUCUGAUCCAGAUGAUAGGUUUCAUUGUCUACGUUUAUACCGUCACUUUUUCCACAAGCAACAUUUAUGCAUGGUUUUUGAACCUCUCAGUAUGAAUCUUAGAGAGGUGUUGAAGAAAUAUGGCAAAGACAUUGGAUUGCACAUUAAAGCUGUUCGUUCAUAUAGUCAACAGUUGUUUUUGGCAUUGAAAUUGAUGAAAAAAGCAAAUAUAUUACAUGCUGACAUCAAGCCUGAUAAUAUUCUGGUGAAUGAAAGUAAGUUAGUAUUGAAAUUGUGUGAUUUUGGAUCAGCAUCACACAUAACUGAUAAUGAAAUCACACCCUAUCUGGUCAGUCGAUUCUACCGGUCCCCUGAAAUAAUUUUAGGUAUUCAAUGUGAAUUUGGCAUUGAUAUGUGGUCUGCUGGUUGUACUAUUUAUGAACUUUAUACUGGAAAAAUAUUAUUUCCUGGAAAAACUAAUAACCAAAUGUUGAAAUAUUUUAUGGAUUUGAAAGGAAAAAUGGCUAACAAAACUAUUCGGAAGGGAAUGUUCAAAGACCAACAUUUUGAUAGCAAUUGUAAUUUUCUGUAUCAUGAAGUUGACAAAGUCACAGAACGAGAAAAAGUUAUAACCAUGUCUUCGAUAAAUCCUAGUCGAGAUUUAUAUACUGAAUUACUGGGAAACCAAAAAUUACCAGAGGAGCAAAUUCGUAAAGUUGGACAAUUGAAGGACUUGCUUGAUAAAAUACUGACUUUGGAUUCUUCAAAACGCAUUGGCAUAUCACAGGCUUUGAAGGAAAGCUAA
Messenger RNA from Macrosiphum euphorbiae (potato aphid), 2586 nucleotides. Lineage: Eukaryota; Metazoa; Arthropoda; Insecta; Hemiptera; Aphididae. The record is from the annotation of a GenBank genome assembly.